AAAAAAAAAAAAAUAAUAAUAAUAAAAUAAAAAUUGUGGCUUGUUUUGGUUUGGUAUAUCCAUUCUCUUGAAGUCUCACAAUGGUUACGGGUUCGCAAGCUGAAUUAGGAAUGGCUGCCGUUGAAGGGGAGGUGGGUCCCACAAAGGAUGUGAUUAAGGCAUUAGUUCAGACUUUGGUUGAUCCUUCGUUGCCUUUGAUGGCCUCAGCUGAUGACCCUCCUUCCAUGGAUGCUCAAAUCUCUGUUGCUAGACAGAUGCACGCAGUUGUUCUGCUUUACAAUUACUACCACAGAAAGCAAAAACCGGAGCUCGAAUAUUUGGAUUAUGUCUCAUUCUGUAAAUUGGCCAUGUCACUAUGGCCUUCUCUGGCGGCAUUCAUGAAUAUAACGAGUCAAAGUGAAUCGGUGACUGAGAAUGAGCUCUCGUUGACUGAAAAAUUGGUGAAGGAUGCUUGCAACAUCUCUUUAAACUUAGAUGCAUCAAAAGAUGUUCCGCUUAUAGAAAAAUGGCCGAUUGCAAAAGUUGGGGUGUUGUUGAUUGACCCAAACAAAGAGAAUUGUUUGCUUUGGUUUGGUUCUGUGACUGAAGGUGUUUGGUCACUCAUUGAAAAGGAUAUCGAUGAGUUAAGCCAAGGAAUUUUGGCAGAGGAAAAAGUGGGUACGAAAAGGAAAUUCGUCAGUCGGAAAGCGAAUAUGCAACAGAUUGCGUUUGAUGCCGUGAAAGAAAAAUCAGCUUUAGUUUUUCUGCUGUUACAGAAGAAUCAGUCGUCUUUUGAAAGCAGAAAGAUUGAACGUGCUGAUCUUGUGCUUCUGGAGACUCAUGUUACGUACUCGUUGAGUAAAGCAAAGUCGGCCACACAAUUUUACAUGAUGCAAUAUAAAAGGCCGUUCAGCACAAACCAAACAGUCCCCCUUAAAUUUCUGGUCGAGAGUUUGCAAGGCCCUUUGGCUGAAAAGUAUGGUGAUUGUUGGGAGUCUACAGCAUUUGUCGAGUAUUAUCACAUGGUUCCUUAUGUGGAAUUCAUCGCGAGCUGGCUUUCAAGGAAGGAUUUGUGUUUGCCGAGUUUGAAUGGCUACAGUGGCCCAAGCACCACAAAAACUGGCGAAAAAGAAUCAACUUCAACCAAAAAGAUUGCUUUGCCUACUAAAGAGCCUUCUCCAAAAACAUUGGCGUUUGAGAAAAUUCACAAGAAAUCGAAUCAAGUAUCAAUGAAGGCGGAAAAAGUUAUUUAUCCAGAUAUUUUCAAUGAAGAUGACUAUGAGUAUCUCAAGGGUUCAUUAUCUGGCACUUCAAAAGGGAGUGAAUCUACUAAGACCUCUCCUAAGAGUGAGGAUACAAGCAUGAAGCUAAAUUCGAAAACAAUUGUAUAUAACCGGAGUAGGGAGAAUACUCCAUCUGUGAAAAAUGUUGCACAUAAUCCCGAAGCUACCAACUUUAACGUGGCGAUACCAAAGGCUUUGAAGCCAAACGACACUUUAUGCAGAGAUGAUAUGAAGACUGCAGAAAAAGGAGAUGUGAAUAACUCGUCCAGUCAAAAUGGGAUAGUUGCUGUGACUGAAAAUCCGGUAGUUCAGCUUGAGGAGCCAUACUAUAUUGAAAUGAAAAACGAGAAGGAUGAGCUCGACAGGCUGAAUGCAUUGGCUCUUCUUGCUAGAAAAAGACAAGCAUUGUUGUCUCAAAUCUGCACUUUGGAAGAUGAGUUUGCAUUGUAUGAAGAUUGUAUGGAACGAAUAAGGGAUGUUGGCGAUUCUGAUUUGGCUCGUCAAUGCAUCAACUCUAUCCUAAGCCACAGUAGCACUUUACUUCCAAAGAAUGAAAUCCAAAUCUUAGAAAAGGGUCAUCAGCCUGUCGAAAGUCAUUGCAAUAUAUUUCAUCCCGGAGUAUCUUCAUGUGACUAUUUGGAAUAUCUGUGUGGCAAGAAUAACUGGAGGCUCCCCAGAUAUUUUGUCAAGCCUUCUGAUGGUAAAUUCAUGUCGAAAGUGGUGGUUACUGGUAAAAAUUUCGAGCUCUGUGUAGAGGGUAAUUGGGAGUGCAGUCCUUGUGAAGCAAGGGAGUCCAGUGCUGUUGGCAUGAUUGCCAAAUUAUAAGACCACUUUUCUGGGUUAAUCAGGAUUAUUUUGUCAUUUCUGAUUAUGUGGGAUAUUAUUUCUCUAUUCAAAUGGAUGUGUGUCCAUCAUUUGACAUUGUCUGAGAACAUUUUCUUUUUUCUUGGGUGAAAAAACGGUUUUUGAAGGGUUAGUUGCAAUGUUUAACUGGGAUCAUCUGAGUUUUGGAUUUCUUCUAUUCAAAUGGUUUUUUGCUUGUAAACUUUUAUAUUUUAAUAGUUGAUGGUUAGUACAAAAAUAUGGUGGUGUUUUUUCA
This is a messenger RNA of Striga asiatica, 2361 nucleotides long. Lineage: Eukaryota; Viridiplantae; Streptophyta; Magnoliopsida; Lamiales; Orobanchaceae. The record is from the annotation of a GenBank genome assembly.